Scatophagus argus is the source of this 2435-nucleotide messenger RNA. RefSeq names its product syntaxin binding protein 3 (gene stxbp3). The transcript is spliced from 19 exons. Gene Ontology annotation, biological process: intracellular protein transport; vesicle-mediated transport; neurotransmitter secretion. Gene Ontology annotation, molecular function: syntaxin binding. Bases 104 to 1894 code for a protein of 596 amino acids. NCBI's taxonomy places the organism in Eukaryota, Metazoa, Chordata, Actinopteri, Scatophagidae. The record is from RefSeq and is a predicted model, not a curated record. Gene Ontology annotation, cellular component: plasma membrane; secretory granule.
UACGGCCGUGCUCCGUCGCACACUUGUUGACGCGGAUGACGUCAAAGCGCGAGGACAUGGGACAGGAAGAGGCGCAGCGGUAAAAAAAACAAAAAACGUCAAGAUGGCAACGGGCUUAGACUACGGGCUAAAAAGAGUAGUUUGGAAGAAAGUCAAGGACACAAUUAUUGCAGACUGCAGAAAAUCUGAAGUAUGGAAGAUUUUGAUUCUGGAUCCAUUCACCACCAAGCUUCUGUCAUCAUGCUGCAAAAUGUCCGACCUGAUGUCGGAGAAAAUAACAAUUGUGGAGGACCUCUUCAAAAGCAGAGAGCCUGUUCUAGAAAUGAAGGCCAUCUACUUCAUCUCACCAACUGCUAAGUGCGUGGAUGCCUUCAUUGCUGACUUCAAGCCCAAACCCAAAUAUAAAGCAGCGUAUGUUUAUUUCACCGACUACUGUCCCGACAACCUGUUCAACAAUAUGAAGCUGUACUGUGCAAAGUACAUUAAAGUCGUUAAGGAAAUAAAUUUAAGCUUCAUGCCACAAGAGGCACAAGUGUUCACAUGUGAUAAUGCAGGGGCUUUCCAAAGCAUCUACAGCACCAACAAUCACAACAAAAAAGAGGAGACACUGGAGGCACUCGCAGACCAGCUCGUCACCCUCUGUGCCACCCUGGACGAAUACCCGGGGGUCAGAUACAGGAAAGACAGCAACAUGUUGAACGCCAAGACCCUCGCAGAGUUGGUGGACAACAAGCUGGCCAGGCACUAUGAGCUGGAUGACGGUGGCAAAAAGAAGGGAAAGACCCAAGCCCAGCUGCUGAUAUUGGAGAGGGGCUUUGACCCCGUCAGCCCCAUCCUGCAUGAGCUGACCUACCAGGCCAUGGCUUACGACCUCAUUGAUAUCCAGAACGACACGUACAAGUACAAGUCCAAAGAUGGCUCAGAGAAGCAGGCCCUGCUGAAUGAGGACGACAUGCUCUGGGUUAAGUUGAGGCAUAAGCACAUUGCAGAGGUCUCAGAACAAAUCCCCAAGAUGGUGAAAGAAAUAUCUGCUAACAAGAAGCAGCCAGAUGGGAAGAUUACAAUUAGCAAUUUGGCCCAAAUGAUGAAGAAGAUGCCCUCAUUCCGUAAACAGCUGACAGAGAAAACUAUUCAUCUGCAGCUGGCCGAGGACUGCAUGCAACAUUACUCAAACAACGUGGAGAAACUGUGCAAAGCUGAACAGGACCUUGCAGUGGGGUCAGACGUGGAUGGGGUGAAGGUGAAGGAUCCUAUGAGGACCCUGCUGCCUGUGCUGCUCCACCCAUACAGCACCCAUGACAAGAUCAGAGCUGUGCUGCUCUACAUCUUCAGCCUCGGCGGAACAACAGAUGAGAACUUAAGCAAACUUAUUCAGCAUGUAAAGAUUGAAGACCAACAAGAGUUUAUUCUGAACUGGAAAGAACUCGGGGUCCCUAUCCUCGCAUCGUCUGGUUUCCAGGUUGGUUUCUCUCGCAAACCAACCAGACGGGAUCGAUCCCAGGAGGAGAAGUACAAUCUUUCCAGGUGGACUCCCGUCUUAAAAGAUGUAAUGGAGGAUGCUGUGGAGAACAAACUGGACACCAAAGACUGGCCACACGUCUCUGAGUGUCCUGCUGCCUGGAACGGCUCUGGGGCUGUCAGUGCCCGACAGAAGCACAAAGCCAGUGCUCAGGAUGAACGCCGGACCGGCUCGCGCCUCAUCAUAUUUGUCCUAGGAGGGAUCUGCUUCUCUGAGAUGCGUUCUGCCUAUGAGGUCACACAGGCAGUAAAAUCCUGCGAGGUCAUCGUAGGGUCUUCUCACAUUUUGACCCCAACCAGUCUCCUGGAUGACAUCAAGGCUCUAAGUAAAGGCCCAAUGGAGACUUUCACAAUAGAUGAAAGGAGCAAUGCCUGAGAGGUCUCGCCCACCAACUAACACCUCCAGACUCCCCCUGCCUCCCUGCAUCUCACAUCACUCAGUGCACUCAGCUCAACUUCCCAUAUGGAAAACUAAAGGGAAUUUACCUUAUACUUAUGUUUUAAUAUUCAUUUCAACCCCACUGCACAUUCACUAUUGGUGUGAUGGCAAAGUCUUUUUUAACAGGAUCAUUUCAGGAAGCUUUUUUUUUUUUUUUUUUUUUAAACUGAAGAAUCACUAAGAAAAUUGUGCUUUGAUAAUUAUCAUUAAUCUCGCCUGCCUAUCUGUGUUUGCCUUUGUCCAUAAAAGAAAAUAUUGGUUAUGUGACUUAUUGAAAAAUCUCUUUCAGGGACAGAAUGACUUUGGAAAGCUAAUGUAUAUAUUGUAUGGAAGCACUGAGUCCCUGCUAUGUCACCCUGACCUUUUUUUUUGUCACUAUUGUUUAUAAACACUUCAUGUGAUUGUGUGUUUUAAUAUAGAGUAUUUACAUUUUUCUUGAACUGAACAACUGACUAAUAAAUGGAUGAAGUGGUUCAAA